UCUGCGAGGAAGGGUCCUGUAGAGACGAAGAACUGGGCUGAGAGCCAUGUGGGUCAGGACGACAGUAACGAUCGAAAGGUGGACCGAGGAGAAGACAGAGUGCAAGGCCAAGGUCUGGGACGAAAGCCUCUCAGAUGUAAGCAGGUUACCCAGCUGGGAGAGAGGACAUCUGCUGGCUGGUGUGGCGUCCGGCACUGAUGCGUCUACCUUCUCCUCUGAAGGUGACUGCAAGGAGACUGACAGGUGCUGCUGGAAACAUAAGCAGUGCACUGGGCACAUCAUCUACCCCUUCACCUCUGACUAUGGCCACCACAGCCUGCACCUACACUCUGUCAACCACUGCGACUGUGAUUCUAGGCUGAAGGACUGCUCGGAGAAGACAAAUAGCAGCUCCCGAGACUUGGGCCCAACCUGUUCCCGAGAUGUAAGCCCAACCUGCUUUAACAUCAUCCCAUCCCCUUGCUUGGAGCUCAUCCCAGAGGAGGAGUGUGUGGAGCGGUUCUGGUACGGCUGGUGCAAAAGCUACAGGCCUAUCUCUGUGGCAGUGAUCCACCAUCCCCUCCACCAUGAAUGUGGGGCAGAUGAGCUAAAUGAAGAUGAGGAAGAGGAGGAGGAGGAGGAGGAAGAGGAGGAAGAGGAAAGCAAGCCUCUUAUCCCCACCCAGGUGGGGCCCACCACCACACCCACCGACCCAGCCACCAGCACGGUCACUGGUAAUCCUGACUCGGCAGCGCCCAUCACCAUCUGGCGCUCUGACAGCCCCACAGGGAAGAGCCAGGGCAACAAGGUGAUCAAGAAAGUAAAGAAGAAAAAGGAAAAAGAGAAAGAUAAAGAGGAGGAGACGGAUGAGAAGGCAAAGCUGAAGAAAAAAGCCAAGAAGGGCAAGUUGGCUAAGAAGAAAAGCCCGGUUAAAUCGGAGUCUUCACCUCCAGACCUGAGGCGGUCAUUAAGCCCGAGAGAGUUGGCCAGGAUGUCCGAGUCCAGCCCAGAAAGCCGGGAAGAGCUGGAGAGUGAGGACAGUUACAAUGACCGGGGGCAGGAGGAGCCCUCCAGUGAGGAUGUUGAGUCUUCAUCACCCAGGAAGAGAGAGAAGAACACGGUCCAGGUGAAGAAGCUUGGGGCCAAGGCUUUGCAAACCAGGAAGGUAAACAAGAGGAAAUCUCCCCCAGCGUCAAACCCCAAUCUCAGUUGA
Propithecus coquereli (Coquerel's sifaka) is the source of this 1192-nucleotide messenger RNA. RefSeq names its product protein interacting with cyclin A1 (gene PROCA1). Gene Ontology annotation, biological process: phospholipid metabolic process; arachidonate secretion. NCBI's taxonomy places the organism in Eukaryota, Metazoa, Chordata, Mammalia, Primates, Indriidae. The transcript has 5 exons. Bases 47 to 1192 code for a protein of 381 amino acids. The record is from RefSeq and is a predicted model, not a curated record. Gene Ontology annotation, molecular function: A2-type glycerophospholipase activity.